AUGGAUCGAGAACCACGUUUUCUUCGUUCUGCACGUCCAUUUGUGCCUAUGGCCGUUCAUCCUACUAGUAGUGAAGAUGAUAAUGCAAUGCUUCAAAUGAUGUGUGAUUUAAUGUUAGAUGAAAUACAAACUCAAAUAGAUCGAGUACAGAAGGAAGCGGAACAACGUCGCCAGGAAGAGCUUCGUUUGACCAAAAUGCCUGACUAUACUUGGCUAAUUGACUGGCGAUUACGUGCAAAACGCCCACUUGGAUAUAGAGAGAGCACAGAAGUUGAACAUUUGGCUGCUAAAAUUCGCCCAGGAGAAUGGCGACGUUUAUUAGAGGCAAAUUAA
Molecule: messenger RNA, 333 nt
Organism: Meloidogyne enterolobii
Lineage: Eukaryota; Metazoa; Nematoda; Chromadorea; Rhabditida; Meloidogynidae
Source: the annotation of a GenBank genome assembly